This is a messenger RNA of Nasonia vitripennis (jewel wasp), 1646 nucleotides long. It is a transcript of the gene Dnaaf6, whose product is annotated as protein PIH1D3. The coding region runs from base 934 to 1527 and encodes 197 amino acids. Lineage: Eukaryota; Metazoa; Arthropoda; Insecta; Hymenoptera; Pteromalidae. The record is from RefSeq and is a predicted model, not a curated record. Gene Ontology annotation, biological process: axonemal dynein complex assembly. Gene Ontology annotation, molecular function: protein-folding chaperone binding; dynein intermediate chain binding. The transcript has 4 exons. Gene Ontology annotation, cellular component: cytoplasm.
GCGCUCGGACGUAGACGGGUUUAAUUCCGCCGGCGAUAAGUCCUGCGCGCUGGCGGCUGUGUGCGUCGUGUGUGUGUGUGUGUAUGUGUGUGUGUGUGAGAGAGCCCUGGUUGACGUCCAUCAGAAACAAGUUUCCUGCUUCCUUUGCGUCUAUUAUGACCAACUACAGGUAUUAUACAUAGGAGGAAGUAUGACGUUCGCAUGGAAAAAUCGUUAGCGCGCAUAAGAGAUAUUCGCGGAAUCCAGCCCAUUAUCGGUGGCAUGUGUUUAUAUACGCAGAAGCGCGACGGCGAUGUGCCUUUUUUCAUUAGCAUAGCCUAAUACAUUUGCAUGCGAGUGUGGAGUCGCGCAAAUGCACGCGCAAAUCCACGGCCGGAAGAAAAGCACUCGAGGGAAGCGAAGGUUCCCUCUGUUAAUACGAGUGCGUAAUUGGAAGGGACACGUAAUUAAACAUUUUCCAGAAUAAUUUGCAAAAGUUUAAAUAAACAUUUGACCGACUGCGCAAGUGUGUGUACCUUGCCGCCAUAAUAAGCAAUCGGCAGUCUCAACAAGUGAUCAAGAGAUUGGGAGCUAAAUGCGCGACUAGUGCCAUCUGCUGGCAUAGCAGUCGGAGCUCGGUGAUUACCAUCCGCUGGUGGCGCUCGCCUCGGUCCGGACGGCGGACACUUAUGUACCUACUGCUCAGUGCUCACAGAUCCCAGUUCACUGCACAGCGAACAGUGAAAGAGAGUAAGAGACAAACAGUCCGCACUCGUGUAUAUAGCUUCGGCGGAUUGCGAAUAGAUGGCGGCAGGCAUACGGGUGCGCGGAGCGCAGUUGCUAUGACUCCUUGGACUGUUGAAUUUUGAAUUUGAGACUGCCUAUCGAUUAAUGUGUUGCGUGCAAAGCGGUAAGCCUCGGAGCUGUUGACGACGUUAUUCGUGUUGAAUAAUAAUGGACGGAUUCAGCUACAAAGAAAUCAAGGAACUCCAGCAACUGAUCGCACCUCCCAAAGACGAUUCGGACUCGGAUUCCGACGACUCGGAAAAUCUGAGGCAGCGCCUAUCCCGUCGAAAAAUCGGUCCCGGAGACAUCGCAGGCAAAGCAAACGUUGCCCCUUGCGCAUCCCCGAAGCCGGCUGCUGCGAAAAGCGCCGAGGCCCCAUCGGAUAUAUGGCAUCCGGCCGAGGUGAGCCCGAUCGCGGAUCUUCAAAGCGAGGAUCCUCGAGAGCUUCCCGAGUACGAGAUGAAAUUCAAACAAGCCCUUGGCACCGAGGAUAUUUUUCUUGGGAUGAACCUGAAAACGCCGGCGACGGCCUCCUGCCAGUGGCUGACGUUGCGGGUGCGUCUUCCCGGAGAGAAGCGGGAGCGGCUCGAGCUGUCCGUCGAGUCCAACGUCGUGGAGCUGCGCAGCCCCAGAUAUCGGCUGCAACUGCCAACGCCCUUUCCCGUUGAUCCUAAUGGCUCGUCGGCGAAGUGGCAUCCUGACAGCGACUGCUUGGAAAUAAGCCUCAAGCUCUCGAGAGAGCUCGACGACGUGAAUUUCUGAAAAAUCCGCCCAGCCAGCCAUGCCGCGCGACAUUUAUGCGGCGUAACAUUUCCUCGAUCGAAGAGUGCCCGUAAAAUUAAACAAGCCAUUUGAGACAAUAAACUAUAACUUUUGUUCGA